CGGGAUAAGACCGCCAUUUUGUUUAUUUGCAAUUGCCAAAGUACAUUUACAAUCAAUGUAAUUACACUUAAAAGGGCAAGGAUAGUUGAAACGUCACAUUUUAUUAGCUUGUGUUCAAGCAUUUUAAAUGUGACCAGUGCACUUAUGCAACCAACAUUAGUCGUGUUCGAUUCACGUGAUUUAGAUCAGUUCAUUUUCACUUCGGUCAGAGAGCGAACUGAUUUGAUUAUACUUUGAAUAGAACGACGAAAAAUAGUUUGACAGUUGACAGUUGUAUUAGUUUGUUUAUUUAUUUUUGAGGUUAACAUUAAAGGUUUUUUUUUCGUGUUUUUAUAUUAUUGUUGUUAUUAAAAUGGAUAAAAUACUAUUUGACUACGUAUUUGAAAGUGACAGCACAUCUUCUUCAGAGCUGUUGUCGACAUCCACAGAUGAUGAAUCUGACGAGUUUGAGAAUGUUAAUCAAACUGUUAAAAUAGAAAAUUAUGUCCAGAAGACUGUAUCUAAUUAUUCGGACGAGACCUUCAGAAGGCAUUUCCGUGUGAAUAGACCUGCGUUUCAACUCCUUCAAGAUUUAAUUACGGGAUUGUACAAGGACAACAUAGGUGGUUGUGAUAGAGUUCCUGCGGAUGCUGCCAUGCUAAUGUGUUUAUGGUAGGUACUUAGCAAAUCAAGAAACUUAUAGACAACUUGCGGAUCGCUUUGGAGUAUCAAGAAGCACUGCACAUAAAGUGGUUAACACUGUAAUUGAUAUCUUGAUGGAGCAUGUACAUAAGUUUAUAAAAUGGCCAAGUGAAACCCAGUAUUACCACAUAGCCUCUGAGUUUCAAGACAAGAAACAAUUAACAAAUAUUAUAGGUGCGAUUGAUUGUUCACACAUUGAGAUAAAUAAACCAAAAGUUAAUCAAGUAGAUUAUUGUAAUCGAAAAGGUUAUCAUAGCGUCAUAUUACAAGGGGUUGUAAAUUGCCAAAAGAAAUUUAUAGAUAUUUAUUGUGGAGAACCAGGCUCCUUACAUGAUGCCAGAGUUUUUAAAAAGUCAAAGUUAUACAAGAAAAUUUUAGACAAUCCUUGUUUUUUAAAAGAAUAUAGAAUUAUUGGAGAUUCUGCAUAUCCAGCAUCAUCAUGGUUGGUAACUCCCCAUAAAGACAACGGUAAUCUCAAUCCUACUCAAAAAGAGUUUAAUUACAAUCAUUCUGCAACCAGAAUUGUUGUUGAAAAUGCCUUCGGGCUUCUAAAAGGAAGG
This is a messenger RNA of Photinus pyralis (common eastern firefly), 1241 nucleotides long. RefSeq lists its product as uncharacterized. NCBI's taxonomy places the organism in Eukaryota, Metazoa, Arthropoda, Insecta, Coleoptera, Lampyridae. The transcript is spliced from 3 exons. Bases 353 to 655 code for a protein of 100 amino acids. The record is from RefSeq and is a predicted model, not a curated record.